GGAGGGUUGGGGAUUUGCCCUCCUCCGUGUUCCUCCGCAUUUACCCCAGACGAACGACGUGGAUCGACAGCGUAUGACGUGCCAAUGAACAAAUACUCGAACCUUCGAGCGAACUCGAGGUUGUAAAUGGGGUGCUAGUCUCGUUCGCGCAGCGUCGCACGGCUAACAUCAAAACAUGAAGUCAUUCGUCAUGAGACAUCACGAGAUGGAUGGCCCGUCCAGGAAACUAACGCAAUUAUAUAGAUGCCCGAGUUUCCUUCGAUUCUAAUAGGACUUGGUUUAGUUUGCCAUCAACAUACACAUUCCGAAGAAUAUUCAAGCACAAUCAAAAUCAAUACCAACAUCAGAAAUAACAUUAAUCGCUAUGUCUGCCGACGGCCACGGACUUCCAGAUAAUGCCGUCAUGGGCGCGCACGACAUGAUACAUCAUGCCGAACAAGAAGAGCAUGAGCACGAAGCCGCAAUGAAGCGAGGAAUCACAGACGAAGCCGCAGAGGCUGAAUACCAGUUGAUACACGGAGCUGAGGAGCGAGCUGCUCGGGCCGAGAGGAGACGUAACUCUUUUAAUAAAGUAAAGAGGACUUUCGAGAAGAUCAUUCCCGGGAAGCAUUGAGCUCCUACCGGAUUACUGACUCGCUGGUGGCGCUUGUACAACAAAUUGGGGGUUUGAUGAUAUCCUGUAUUUUGUACGGGCUUUAGGCCUAUGAAGGACUCCGUCUUGAGUAACACAUUAUA
Messenger RNA from Daldinia loculata, 735 nucleotides. RefSeq lists its product as uncharacterized. Lineage: Eukaryota; Fungi; Ascomycota; Sordariomycetes; Xylariales; Hypoxylaceae. The transcript is spliced from 2 exons. The coding region runs from base 365 to 613 and encodes 82 amino acids. The record is from RefSeq and is a predicted model, not a curated record.